CAGGUUAUAAGAUCCCUACAUUAAGUAAAUAUACGUGUUGUGUUGUCAAAUAAUUUAUAUACAAAAUAAACAUAAAAAUAUAUUUUUUAUAAAUUUUAUUGUGAUCAUGAUGCAAGAAGCUGGAAAUGACAAUUCAUUUGAAAUAAUUGAUAAGAAGAAUGUUCCUUCGACCAUUGACAAUGUUGCACCUACAGUGUCCGCGAUACCAAUGUAUAAUCCAAGUAAUAUUGGAAAUUUAUUAUCAUCGGUGCCUCCGCCAUCAGAUUUACCAAAUUUUAUAGCUGCAGCACCUAUACAACAACCAUUACCCGUUGUUCCGAUUCCAUCAUCAACAGUAUCUAGCGCACCGCCUCUAACUCAUGAUAUUGUUUCAAAUGUUUCUUCGUCGCCAAUAACUCCACCCCAACCAGGUGGAAAUUUUUAUCCAACAUCAUUUAGUGCUGCAAUACCACCAAAUAAAGGAGCUACAUUAGGUGCAAUCCCACCUCCAAAUACUGAGGUACCAUUAAAUUUUGAUUCAAUCGAUGAUAAUCAAGGAGGUUUAUUUGGUUGGAUGAAAGGAGCAGUUUCUACUGGUGGAAUAUUUUCGAAAGUUGCUGAAAAGGCUAAAAAUUCAGUUGAUUCAAUGAUUACUACGUUGGAUCCUCAAAUGAGAGAAUUUAUUUAUUCUGGCGGCGAUUUGGAAGUAGUAGUUGCAUCCGAUCGAGAGGAUGUAAUAAGCCCUAUUAGAGAAGCAUUUCAACUAGUUUUUGGACGAGCAACCGUUGUAGGUCGACCUGCUCUUGUUACAAAUGUAGCUGCUCAAACAGUGGGUUUUAAAGAAGCAAUAAACGCAGCAAAUACCCGAAUUGCAUCAUUACAUACUCAACCGGAGACAUUGUCUGUCCCAACAGUUGCUGUUGAAAGUUUUAUUUUUCAAAUGGAUGAAGACAAGUGGUUUGAUAUGGAUGUAAUUGUAUUAAAUGAUAUGUCGAAACAAAUAGUUUUGGAAACCUUUACACAACCUACAGCAGUUCCAUCAACUAUAGUUACUUUAGCACAAAGCGAAACAACUGAACAAUAUCCGUUCAAAUCGUCUGGAUUGGCCGUUAAAGUUGCAACACUUUUAUCAAAUAAUUUACAGGUACCAUCGUAUGAAUGGCAUGAACAUGUCACAGGAUUAUCUAGACGAACACUAUUGUUAAAUGCAGCAAAAGCUUUGGCUGGAUUAUAUAAAAAUUUAAAUUUACAAAAAUCGUAGUAAAUAUUUUUUUAACGAUAUAUGUUUUUAGCUAUAUCGGUGUCUAAUAAGUACCUACUAACAAGAGUUUUUUUUUAAAUUAAUUCUUCUUCAUUUAAACUGAAAAUUACAGAUGUUAAAAAUUAUUCUAAAUAAAUUAGCAUUCAAUCAACAUGUUUCUUAACCCUGCAAUUACGACUGUUAAUUUUUUUCCUAGCUGUUCGUUGAAGCAAAUUAAGACAAAGAACAGGAUAAAAUAAGUAAUUUUAGAUUUAAGUCUUGGAGACGUAAUUAUAGGUAGUAAUACAGGGUUAAUUACGAUUGAAUUUAACGAAAAUUCAGUAGGUGCUAUUUUAAUCGAAUUAAA
This is a messenger RNA of Chrysoperla carnea, 1586 nucleotides long. RefSeq names its product protein PRRC1-like. The record is from RefSeq and is a predicted model, not a curated record. Bases 107 to 1240 code for a protein of 377 amino acids. NCBI's taxonomy places the organism in Eukaryota, Metazoa, Arthropoda, Insecta, Neuroptera, Chrysopidae. Gene Ontology annotation, molecular function: protein kinase A regulatory subunit binding. Gene Ontology annotation, biological process: activation of protein kinase A activity. The transcript is spliced from 7 exons. Gene Ontology annotation, cellular component: cytoplasm.